GUUUAGCCUUUUUCGCAUGUUGACGCAGCGCGAAAUGUACAGUAAGCGGCAGCAUAUGCGGGGGGUUAGAUAUACGUCGGGCCGAUGGAAUCGCACAUGCUGAAAGCCUUUCCCACGUUAUCUGCCUUCUUGUUUGUUGUUUUUAUCUAAAUGAUAAGUAAUUCUGCAGGGGACACCGGCGAGCCGUUUUCGGGGGCUGCUGGAUUUAAGGAGAAACGCGGUGGGCUCGAUAAAGUGAGGUUGCGGGUUCGAAUCGUGACUGUCCUCUGUGGGCGAUCGGCAGAGAGCAUCACCCUUGGCACUUCUGAAAAACACACCCCCUUCCGCCUGCAGCUGUACGGCCCGGCCGCCCCCUGCCUCGCCCCCCGCCUCGCCCCUGCCCCUGGCCAUGUGUGGCCGGCGCUGACCCAUGGGCCGCUCGCCCGCCUCCCUGUCCACGCUGAAGCUGGGCAAGCUGAAGGUGGUCCGGCGCCAACUACUGCAGCACUAUCAACACCAGCCCUGCGUCUCCUGUCUGGCUGGCCUCUAUGGCUGCCAGUGGAAGCGGUACCAGCGGGCCCGGGCCCAGCCAGGAGAAUGCUGCUGCAGCAAGCUGGAGUGUGGCAGCGUCGGACUCAUCCUGGUGACGUUUUGCAUGACCCUGGUGCUGCUGUAUUUCUGGAGUGAGGCUAAGAAUGAUUACAAUGACUUCGACUGGUUGACUUUUGGGGCACUGGGCUUCUGGUUCCCCUGGUCACUGGUCGUUCUUGCCGUAGCAGCUGUGCUCUUUGCGUACAUCGCCGCCCUGCUGGUGUUGGCAGUUUGUUUGCUCACCAAGGGGCAGAGGCUCUACCUCCACUGGGGCCAUAAGCUCGGCAUCCUGCUGACACUCUCCAUCUCCAUCAGCGCCACCAUCGUGCUGUCGGACCUCUGGCGCGGGGAAUGGACGACGCUUCUCCUCUCUCUCCAGGUCACUGCUCCGUACCUCCACAUGGGUGGAGUCGCACUGAUGACGCUCCUGUCCUGGCCAGUAGCCUUUCACUUCUUCCGCAUGAACAAGAGAGUACGGCAAGCGAUGAUCCUGGGCCUGUACCUGGCGAUCCUCUUUGCCCUCUACCUGGUGCCUCUGGGCAUGUACUCACCAUGCAUUAAGGAAUUGGGCAAUCUCAGACCCCCUCCUGCCCUGAUUGGACACAGGGGAGCCCCCAUGCUUGCACCAGAGAACACACAGAUGUCCUUCCAAAAGGCGAUGGAGGCUGGAGGAAACGGGCUGGAGACCGACGUCGUAAUCAGCUACGACGGUGUGCCCUUCCUCAUGCAUGACACCACGCUGAGGAGGACAACUAACAUCCAGGAGGUCUUCCCCAACCGCACGUCUUCCUUGGCCUCCAUGUUCACCUGGAGUGAAGUGCAGCAGCUCAACGCCGGAUCGUGGUUCCUCUCGCGUGACCCCUUUGGCACUGCAUCUUCUCUGGACCAGGAUGACCAGGCUCGCGCCCGUAACCAGUCAGUUCCCACGCUGAAGGAUUUCCUGGACUUGGCUGCCGACCACGGGACUCUAGUCAUCUUCGACUUGCAGCGGCCACCCAUGGACCACCCAUAUCACGAUACCUGGAUCAACCGUACCCUGGAGGUCAUCCUUAACGAGUCCUACAUCCACUCUAGCCAGGUGCUCUGGCUGCCAUCAGAGGAGAGGCAGCUGGUACAAGAGUUGGACCCAGAACUGCAGCAGACGUCAGGGAGCUGUGAUUCACUGGACGAGCUGCAGGAAGACAACAUUGUGAAUCUCAACCUGCACUAUAGCUCCAUGUCACAGGAGCAGAUCCACAAAUACGCGUCUGUGAACAUCAGCACCAACCUGUAUGUCAUCACCCAGCCCUGGCUCUACUCACUGGCCUGGUGCGCUGGGGCGCAGUCCGUCACCACCAACGGCGUACACAUCCUGACGGCACUACAGCGGCCCCUCUUCCUCAUGACUCCGAAACACUACAUGCUGAUGUGGACCCUCACCGAUGCUGCGUCUGCUGUGCUCAUCCUGCUCGUAUUUGUGUUCCACUGGUGGCAUGACAGGGGUCUCCCGUUCUGGUCAGACGGCAGACAGACGAAUGAGAAGGGACCUUACAGCAAGUUCCGCACUGAGCUGAGUGAUGUGUGGUCCGUCUCCAGCGUCAGCGUUCGGGGGGACCUGCGGAGCCAGCCGGCCACUCCCAACCUGGCCACCAUAGCCGAGGAGGCCACAGUCAGAGCAAGCAGACAGUGAGCAAGGGGGAGCCUUCCUCCUCCUCCUCCUCCUCCUCCUCCUCCUGUACGCCCAUCGAAAACGAUCUUUCACAUGCUCCCGAGCCUUUGGGUGGUGCUCAUGUGACCCGAACUGGCCAUGGACAAGUCUGGCUUUUCCAGCAGCAACCGAUGGACACCAUUACAGAAAUGGAAGCUCUAUUUUCAUAAGUGGUUUUCCAUUUGCUGUCGCUGCCAACCUCAGGCAAACUGCUGGUAUCCAUGGUAACGUCACCGAACCUUCAGAACCCUCUUUCGAGGCCACCGUUCUUAUCAUGUCACUGUGGGAAGGCCACUCUAAGAGAGAUACUCCCAGUCACCUACCAUGCAGUCUAAGGGCGCCCCCUAGUGCUCAGUCACAUUGCUGCUCUGUAGUUUAAUGCGUAUGAUCUGAGCAUGUGCCGUAACGUAUCACAAUGUUCAAAUAUAUCAAUCUGUUUUUGUCAACUUAAAUAUUUACUGCGCACAGCAGCCGUUAAUGAGGUACGUAGGAGUGGUAAGGUUACCUGUCUGAGUGGGUAUGAGUGAGUUUUCAGGACAGGCAGUGAUGCCCAGCUGUGCGUGACAAAAACACUCAGCUCUCAGGCUCUGAAAUGUCAGAAAGGGACUUUCUGGCUGCUGCCUGCACCUUCAUGUCCAUUUAAGAGGCCCACCGUCUGCCUACCAGAUGCCCCCGGGGGUAGGUGGGUACAGUUAGGGGCCCAGGGCCUGAUGGCAUUAAACGCCAGGAAUGUCCUUUGCCAGCAAUUCCCUUGGGAACAGAGCCGCUUAAAUCAGUGCUCAAAAAAGUCAGUGUAGUAUAAAACUUGAUUUUAUUUUUCCUAAAAAAAAAUAUUCUUAAACUGACAAUCUUGAUAUAUAUUGAUUGGACGUCUGUCUGCCCUUUUAAUGCUGACAUAUCAUAAGUGGAUCUGGGUCCUAUCAUUUGCAUGUUUGGGUGCCGCCCCUCUAAUCAGGUAUCCAGUCAGACAGCUGUAUUCGCUUUCCUGCAACCAACUGGGCUUAAACAAAAUGAGCUGGAACUGACACCCGGUAAGUUCAGGACGAGGAAUGGCCCCGGCUCGCUGUCAGGCGCUGAGCACCUCGGUGUUGUGGGUUUUGCGCCCUUGAGAAGCCCGUCUGGGAAGCUCUCAUGCUGUUUUAACAUCAUUCCCUGAAUCUUUAACCCACGACAGUUCCUAUAAUGUAGCUAAGAAAACAAGUCUGGCCGAAAACAAACAUUUGAAUAAGUUUAUUAUUUUUUUAUAAAACUGCUUCUUUUAAGAUAGAACAAUGCGCUUGUGGUAGAGGCGUGCCCCUUUCAAAUAAAAAUAUCAGCUUUCCAA
Messenger RNA from Brienomyrus brachyistius, 3581 nucleotides. RefSeq names its product glycerophosphodiester phosphodiesterase domain containing 4a (gene gdpd4a). The transcript is spliced from 16 exons. Bases 410 to 2239 code for a protein of 609 amino acids. The record is from RefSeq and is a predicted model, not a curated record. Gene Ontology annotation, cellular component: membrane. NCBI's taxonomy places the organism in Eukaryota, Metazoa, Chordata, Actinopteri, Osteoglossiformes, Mormyridae. Gene Ontology annotation, biological process: lipid metabolic process. Gene Ontology annotation, molecular function: glycerophosphodiester phosphodiesterase activity.